This is a messenger RNA of Rhineura floridana, 2180 nucleotides long. It is a transcript of the gene TK2, whose product is annotated as thymidine kinase 2. Bases 130 to 984 code for a protein of 284 amino acids. NCBI's taxonomy places the organism in Eukaryota, Metazoa, Chordata, Lepidosauria, Squamata, Rhineuridae. Gene Ontology annotation, molecular function: deoxynucleoside kinase activity. The record is from RefSeq and is a predicted model, not a curated record. Gene Ontology annotation, cellular component: mitochondrion; cytoplasm. The transcript is spliced from 10 exons.
CGGAGACGCGAUAGGCUCGCACAGGAAGCAGAACAUCGCCAGCGGCCCGCGGGGCGGAAGGAAGUCAACGCUGAAUUUCUCGGCUUGCACGUCGCAUCCUUCUGCAAGAGCUGCGUCCUGGCAUGGGCGAUGUGGUUGUUGCAAUCGCUCUGCCACCCGCCCUUUCUAGGUUUCCGGUGCGCUCGAGGGAUUCGGCCUGUCUCCUCCUCCGGCUUCUGUAGUUGGAAGGCCCGGCCCACAAAGCUUGAGCCGCCUCUGCAAAGAAACCGCCGUUCCCGCUGCAUGACUGGUCCUUCUCAAGACGCCUCCUAUAAGCACCUGCCAAAUGGAAGAGAGAAGACAAUUAUUUGCAUCGAGGGGAAUAUUGCAAGUGGGAAAACGACAUGCCUGGAUUAUUUUGCCCAGAAUACCAGCAUUGAGGUGUUGACCGAACCAGUGUCUAAAUGGAGGAAUGUUCGUGGUCAUAACCCUCUGGGCUUAAUGUACCAAGAUGCAGCACGCUGGGGGAUCACAUUACAGACUUACGUGCAGCUCACGAUGUUGGACCAACAUACAAAACCAAUGAUUUCGCCCAUUAGAAUGAUGGAGAGGUCAAUCCACAGUGCAAAACACAUUUUUGUAGAAAACCUUUACCGAAGCGGGAGAAUGCCUGAAGUGGAUUACGUUGUAUUAACGGAAUGGUUCGAGUGGAUCACAAAGAACAUGGAUGUUUCAGUUGACCUGAUAGUUUAUCUACAGACCUCUCCUGAGACGUGUUACAAGAGACUCAAACGAAGGUGUAGGGAAGAGGAAAAGGUCAUUCCUAUGGAAUAUUUGGCAGCUAUUCAUCAGCUCUAUGAAGAGUGGCUCAUUAAACAAACACUGUUCAAAGUUCCUUCUCCGGUGCUGGUGCUUCAGGCGGACCAUGACCUACAGGAUAUGAUGGAAAAAUACGAAGAGAAUCAAGACCGAAUAUUAACCCUCUGCACCAGGCAGCAUCUGUAGAAACUGAUUUCCCAUUGUUACGUACACUUCACAGCUUGUAGAAACUAGUUCUAAGGUCAUUGUUGUGUGGUGUUCUCUCUGGGUGUACAUUUGAGCUUCUGAUGCUUUGCCCCAUCAGUGUUCUUGUGUGCAGGUGGACUGAUGGGAUUUUGAAACCUCAGGUGGUUUGCAGCAUGGUUGAGAAGCUGCUGCUGAGGGAGAAAUGAGAAGCCCACAGGAGUCUUUAUCCAACGGGUGGAGAACCAGUGGGCCUUUAGAUGUUGUUAGACUCCCAUCAGCCCCAGCAAGCAUGGCCAAUGGUCAAGGAUGACGGGAGUUGUAAUCCAGCAGAUAUUUGGAGGGCCACAGGGUUCUCAUCACUGCCUUAUACACACCUCUGGAUUGCUGCCCAGGACUAGGAAAAACUGAAUCUGUGGAUGCAGCUCUGGAUCUCAGAAAGAAUAGCCGCCACAUCUCCUUAAUCCCCACACUGCUCUUGAAAACACCCCCCACACACCACAAAAGUAGUGUGGACAGGUACCCUAUGCCCUUUCAGGCAUUGCUGUGGUACCACUCCUGUCAUUCCUAAUUACUGGCCACGCUGGCUGGGGCUGAUGAGACUUGGGAGUCCAACAACAUCUGGAGGGCCACAGAUUCCCUAUCUCUGUUCUAAAGAGAAAAUGAAGCUUGUUGGCACGAGCUCUGUCCCCACCUCUCCCUUGGUUUAUAAUUUAAGCAGCUCUUUUCCCCACAGUGCUCACUGAAUUUUGGGGCAUUUUGAAAGUACAGGGUUGUAUCGCAGUGUUGAGUCAUACUUUGAGUAGACCCACUGAUGGUAAUGAACAGGACUAACUUAGGUCUGUUGUUUUUAACGGGCCUACUCUGAGUAAUAGCUGGCUACAACUCACAGCUUGGAAGUUUGUCUAAUAGACAACUUCUGUGACUAAACUGGCAAAAUCCGAGGAAGAAGUAGACAUAUAUAUAUAUACCUGUUACAUCCUUUUUCUGAAUAAUACUUGUGGGUUUUUUUGGGGUAGGCUGUAAUACUGUACAUCUCUCUGUUUGUUUGUAAGUAAGUACCUUGAUGUUGAACGAGACUCUAGAGGGUUUUUUUUAAAAAAAAACACCCUGUUUUUCCCCCGUCUUCACUUUUUAUAAUUACACAUUGAUAAAGUUUAUUGUUCUGAAAUGCUAUUGUUAUAAAGUGCUACCAUAGA